CCCGCCCUCUACCCAGCGCCAUAUUGAGCACGGAGCACCAGAAAGGAGGCUGACUCAAACAAUCGACAAAAUGUCUGACGAAGGAAAGCUUUUUAUUGGAGGUCUGAGCUUCGACACCACGGAGCAGUCCCUGGAGGAUGCCUUCUCUAAAUACGGCGUCAUCACCAAUGUUCAUGUUGCCAGAAACAGAGAAACAAACAGGUCGAGAGGGUUUGGCUUUGUCACGUUCGAGAAUCCUGAAGAUGCAAAAGAUGCCAUGGAGGGAAUGAAUGGAAAAUCUGUGGACGGCAGGGCGAUCCGUGUGGAUGAGGCUGGGAAGGGUGGCAGCGGCCGCUCCGGAGGUGGCGGAUACAGAGGUGGCAGUGGAGGAGGAAGAGGAGGUGGAUACUUCCGUGGAGGUAGAGGAAGAGGUGGUGGAAGUUAUGGAGGUGGUGACCGGGGGUAUGGAGGUGGUGACCGUGGAUAUGGAGGUGGUGACCGUGGAUAUGGUGGCGGUGACCGUGGUUAUGGAGGAGACCGGGGGUAUAGUGGUGGCUACAAGAGCGGUGGUGGCGGUGGCGGUGGAUACAAUAGAGACAGGAGUUCCAGCUAUGGAGACCGUGGAAACUCCUACAGAGACAACUAUGAUGGAUAUGCUGCACACGAAUAAGGCCCAAGACCCAACUCUUCACUGGCUGUGUAUUCUAAAGACGUGCUCCUCAAGGAUCUAUCCAUUCAUGUAGUAGCUUUCUUUUGUUUAAAAAAAAAAAAAAAAAUCACAGGUGAAAUGUGGGGCAGGCAGUUCUUCAUUUUGGCUGUGAAAUGUUUCUCUGCUACCACAAUGGUCACACUUUAGUUUUUUUUUUCUUGUGUUUCUUUGUUUUCUUUUUUUUUUUACUUUAUUGAAUAUUGAGCCUCAUGUAAAAUCUUAUUCCUCCUGGUCUGUUCUGACAGGCUGCCACAGUAUUGCUAUCCACUAGCAAAUUUUCCAUUUUAAUAGAGGUCCUUAUUUUAUAUUUUGGGUUGCCCUAGGUUUUAGUGAACAACUACCUCUUAAAGGACCUUUUAAAGCAGCUGUGGAACUUUCAAGUCUAAAAAGUUGUUGUAGCAAUACAAUAAUGCUAAAUUUCAGCGACCUUUCCAUUUGAAAUAGCGUUAAAUUGAUAGAAAGUUGGAAAGCCUUUGUCCAUGUCAAGUAUCCAAAGAGUCGAUUCCUUGCAGACUGGUGAACACUGCUCGAGUGAGCUGGCCAGCACUGGUGCUGUUCUUGAAGUGCAGCUUGCAGUUUGCCACGUUCACCCUCACUCUUCCAGAGGUAUCUCUGCCCUGCUUGACUUUUGCAUAUUUUUUUUUU
This is a messenger RNA of Hemibagrus wyckioides, 1333 nucleotides long. It is a transcript of the gene cirbpa, whose product is annotated as cold inducible RNA binding protein a. The record is from RefSeq and is a predicted model, not a curated record. The coding region runs from base 71 to 649 and encodes 192 amino acids. Gene Ontology annotation, biological process: positive regulation of mRNA splicing, via spliceosome. NCBI's taxonomy places the organism in Eukaryota, Metazoa, Chordata, Actinopteri, Siluriformes, Bagridae. Gene Ontology annotation, molecular function: RNA binding. Gene Ontology annotation, cellular component: spliceosomal complex. The transcript is spliced from 7 exons.